AUGGCAAGACCGUUCAUCCAUUGCGGAGUAGAUUACGCGGGUCCUUUAUCGUUAAAGGAAGGCAGAGGUCGUGGAAAAAGAUUGGUUAAAGGGUACAUAUCAUUAUUCAUUUGUUUAGCGACCAAGGCGGUCCACCUAGAAUUAGUCGGAGACUUAACUACCGACUCAUUCUUAGGAGCUGUGAAGCGGUUUGUUGCUCGGAGAGGUCACGUAACCGACUUUUAUUCAGACAAUGGCACGAAUUUCGUUGGAGCGGAUCGUGAGUUCCAAAGAGUUCUCCACUCUCAGGCUUUAAAAAAUCAAUUAAAUACUGUUACACAUAACAUUAAAUGGCAUUUUAUACCCCCUAGAGCGCCUCAUCAAGGAGGUCUUUGGGAGGCAAGCAUAAAACUCGUAAAACAAAAUUUGAAAAAGGUUGUAGGAAGCGCCAACCUCACUUUUGAGGAGAUGUAUACGGUUCUGGCGGGAAUCGAAGCGUGUGUAAAUUCCCGUCCUAUAACUCCACUGAGUAACGAUCCCAACGACUUAAACGCCCUAUCCCCUAGCCAUUUCCUAAUUGGAGAUUUAUUAGUUGCCCCAAUCGAAGCAGAUGUCACGCAAUUAAGAAUGAACACACUCUCCAGAUGGCAACUAGUGGAUCAGAUUAGGCAGCAUUACUGGCGGCGGUGGCAGCGUGAAUACUUAAAUAACCUACAACAACGAACCAAGUGGAAAUCUCCCAAAAAGGAUCUCGUCGUCGGAGACAUGGUGUUGGUAAAAGAAGAGAACCUCCCACCUCUCCAAUGGUCGUAUGGACGCGUCGUAGAAGUUCACAGUGGCAAUGACAAAAAGGUGCGCGUAGUUUCAAUUAAAACAAAAGGUGGUGUGAUAAAACGGGCAAUCAACAAAGUGUGUGUUUUGCCUAUACAGCAAUCAGAGACUGUAACUACUGUUCCACCAAAUCAACGCACAAUGUAA
Messenger RNA from Photinus pyralis (common eastern firefly), 957 nucleotides. RefSeq lists its product as uncharacterized. The coding region runs from base 1 to 957 and encodes 318 amino acids. Gene Ontology annotation, biological process: DNA integration. The record is from RefSeq and is a predicted model, not a curated record. The transcript has a single exon. Gene Ontology annotation, molecular function: nucleic acid binding. NCBI's taxonomy places the organism in Eukaryota, Metazoa, Arthropoda, Insecta, Coleoptera, Lampyridae.